Molecule: messenger RNA, 1638 nt
Organism: Poeciliopsis prolifica (blackstripe livebearer)
Lineage: Eukaryota; Metazoa; Chordata; Actinopteri; Cyprinodontiformes; Poeciliidae
Exons: 6
Coding region: 115-1146 (343 amino acids)
Source: RefSeq, a predicted model, not a curated record
UCUGGCUCUGGGUCCAGAGACUCUGACUGCGCUAAGUGCUGCCAGCUGCGCCAUAAAGACGGCGUCUCAUGCGAGAUAGCAGCCUCUGCCGAUUCGAUCCAGAGAGAUGAGGGAAUGGAUUCAAGCACCGUCGGCACAGCAACCGAAGCCGGAUCAGUUCUGUCAAUCGAACAACGUCAGAUGAAAUUUGGUCUCACCUGGGAAGAUGCACAACAAUACUGCAGAGAAAAAAACUUGGACUUGGCCACUAUCUACAACCAGGCACAUGCAGACAGCCUGAACCUGACGGAGUAUAACGCCUGGAUUGGUCUAAAAAAAUCAGCAAACCAGUGGGAGUGGAUCAAUGGAGGAGAUUAUCAGAUCAAAUGGGACCCAAAUCAAGAAAAUGAUAAUAAUGAAAACUGCGCUGUGAUCAGCUACAACAAAAAAAUGAUUUAUAGCAGACACUGUGAAACAAAAUCAUUUGCUGCGUGUCAGAAUUCAAACAACGGCUCUAUAACCAUGAUUCAGCAGAUGAUGACCUGGUCUGACGCGGAGGAGCACUGCGAGGAUAUCAAUCAGAGACUGGCAACUUUUACACAGGACAAAAUGACGCUUUUCAGUGAGCAAGACUUUCCCAUAUGGAUCGGACUUCGCAGAAAUGACAACUCAUGGAAAUGGAGUUCAGGCCUCAAGGAGGACAAACGCUGGAACUUAGAUUCGAAUGGCAACAAGAAAUGUGUAACCAUCACUUCAAUAACAAAGAAGCUGGUUGCCGAAGACUGCCAGACCCUUCAUCCGUCCUUCUGCACAGACAACGUGAUUCUGGUGAAGCAGAAUAAGAGCUGGGAGGAGGCGUUGGAGUACUGCCUGAGCCUGGGGGCCAACAGCAACCUUUCCUUCAAUCUGCUCAGCCUGAAGCCUGGAGAGAAACCCAAAUAUAUGGACAACAGAAUGAAGGAGGCUGACACCGAAGAGGUCUGGACUGGUCUGCGUUUCCUGGGAGAUGAAUGGCUGUGGACAGACAGGAAAGCUAUGUUGUUCCCUGGCCUGCUGAAUUGCCCCCCCAAGGGGCAACGCUGUGGGGCCAUACUUAAGGGUAACAGCAACAUCCUACUGGCCAGAGACUGCCUGGAGAGAAAAAACUUCCUCUGUUACAGCUACUAAUGUCACCAAAAUCUUCUAAAGUCCUGAGUCUCUGCAGCAAACAUCCUGCAGAAAUGUCCAGCCAUCGACUUGAAACUCUGGAUUCCUAACAUGAGUUAACAGAAACAUGCAUAACUACAUAUAUAAGUUAUUAGGUGCUAGUCUUUAUUUGAAAGUUAAAUAAUCUGUCAGAGUUAGAGUGACUGACUGACAGGAUUUUGCUGAUAGAAAUUUAAGGCAACCAAAAUGCUGAACUGUCCUUAGAAAGUAUUCUGCAUGUGCUUUAAUUUGUUGUUUAAGUUUUAAAAAAUGUCUUUAUCUUUGGAGAAAGUGGCUAAAACUGUUUAAGUGUGUGAAGAAGUUGCUGUGGUCAUCAUGAUUUCUUUAAAAAAAGAAUAAAAAUGACUCUUUCAUCACACCUUUUCUAACAGUCAGUAGUUAAAAAAUAAAUGUAUUUAAAGACUUUAAAAUCAUUAUAGAUUCAAUCAUGAAAUAAAUGUGAUUAAUAAGUGA